Molecule: messenger RNA, 1751 nt
Organism: Rhizopus microsporus ATCC 52813
Lineage: Eukaryota; Fungi; Mucoromycota; Mucoromycetes; Mucorales; Rhizopodaceae
Exons: 9
Coding region: 93-1751 (552 amino acids)
Molecular function (GO): protein binding
Source: RefSeq, a predicted model, not a curated record
CUUAUUCUAAGAAUCAAAUUCUGCUCAAUGUUACACUUGUAGUGCAAACAAGUAUAAAAUGGUUGCAGACCGUCUUCUUUCAGUUAAACAGAAUGAAUAUACACCAUAGGCUCAUGUUAUUUAUAAGUUGGUGCUAUGUAUUUGUAGCUACUGUUGCUGCUAUUUCAUUACCCGAGCGUUUGUUCCCAGCGUGUGUGUAUCUAAAUAGAAAUAUUUACUGUUAUGGGGGAGAUCAAGGAGGCACAUCUGCGGGUUCAAUUGUUUACGCUCUUAGCUUAGACAGCAGCAAUCCUGUAUCAAUCAAAGAUAUGAACGUAAACUGGACGCAGGUCCCUAUUAAAAACAGCUUUGACCCCGAAGCAAGACAAAAGCCUCAGUUUGUGGCAUUAUCUGACAACAAAAGGUUUGUCAUUAAUGGUGGGUCUCAUUUUGGCUCUACCCCGAUAAGAAACCAUAGCAUUGUAUUUGAUGUUCAAAACAACACUUGGCAGAAACUCCCUGACUUUCCUGGAGAAAACAACACAAGAUCCGAAGGGACUGCGGUAAGUAUACCCUCAGCUAUAGAUGACACUAUUGUUUUGUUUGGUGGCAAGCUGCUCAAACGAAAUGUAGUGGAAAUGACUGUACCUUAUGUGAACAGUACAAUGUAUAACAUUUCAUCGGGAACUUGGGCUUACCUUAAACCGCAACUCAAUAUACCAAUUGCCAGUACCCCUAUUGGCCAAUCAACAACGUUCAACCCAAAAUCAGGAAUCAUAUAUUAUUUUGGAGGGAAAACAUGUAGUGUCUAUAAUAUUGACGUCUUCUUUGGGUUUCCUUUCAACAAUGACUAUAAAAAUUGCACUCUUUCCAGCCUUACAUGGGGGUAUAUAUUCGAUACAAAAAAGGCGAUAUGGGAUCGAAACAACUACACUGCAUCCACUGGUAGCAGAUUUCCUUCAAGGAGACAGCAUUUGACAACCGUGCUUGCUUCUGAUUUUCAGCAUAUCAUUAUGUAUGGUGGUGAAAAUGAUAAACAGGCUGUGUCUGAUUUCAUGUAUACUCUGGAUCUCAAUAAUAAUACAUGGACACAAGUCAAGGUUGAGGCAAACGGCAGUAGCCUUACAAGAGCUGCCCAUUCAGGUACUGCUAUAUUUGGGCUACCCUAUGCAGAUAAUAGUAAUACUUAUGCUGCAACUAUGCUUGCUUAUAAUGUAACUGAUCUCUUGAAUAUACGUCCAAUUGACUACUACUAUUCUGACACAAUCAGCACAAAUACCACUCUGGACCAGCCUAGUCCCUUGACGUCUUCCGCGCCACAUUCUGACAUUGAACCUUUGUCAGCAGGAGCAAAGGCUGGUAUAGCUGUUGGAUCAAUUGUGGGCGUAGUAGCAAUCUUUAGUAUGUUCUUUCUUAUCUAUCAUAAAAAGUCAAUGAAAUAUAUGCAACCAUCAGUUCAGGAUCCUGAUGAACAGGUGAUGGAUGAAAUAAAUGACUUGGAUUGGAACAAUAUCGAACGUCAGUACUUUGAACUCGACACGCUUUCUACAACAGCAGUAGCAGAAUCUCUUUAUAGAAAUUCUACAGAUCAACAAGUACUGUCCCCCAAUGCUAAUACAAAUAGCACAUACACUGUUCUUAAGACGACAGAGACUUCACAAAUAUCUAAUGUAGAAAUAACUCAUACAAUGGAAGAUUCAGCACAGACUCCGGAUGCUUCAACCCAUUAUAUUAAAGGGUUAUCGCAAACACCGGAUGCUGUAACAAAGUAA